Molecule: messenger RNA, 579 nt
Organism: Brassica oleracea var. oleracea
Lineage: Eukaryota; Viridiplantae; Streptophyta; Magnoliopsida; Brassicales; Brassicaceae
Product: ATP-dependent DNA helicase PIF1-like
Exons: 3
Coding region: 1-579 (192 amino acids)
Source: RefSeq, a predicted model, not a curated record
AUGCUUUCAGGUGAAGAGAAGGUUUACCUUAGCUCUGACAGUAUUAUCCCAUCCGAUGUUGACAUAGAAGAAAAUGUAGUAUAUCCUGCAGAGUUUUUGAACAGUGUCAAAGUGGCUAGACUGCCUAGACAUUGUUUGAAGCUCAAGGUUGGUGCUCCUAUCAUGUGUCUUCGUAACAUGGAUGUUGCAGAUGGCUUAAGUAAUGGUACUAGGCUAAUUGUUACUCAGUUACUGCCCCAUGUGAUAGAAGGUAGAAUUAUAACCGGAAACAAAAUUGCUGGAUAUCCGGUUUGGAUCCCUAGAAUGUUUGUCACACCACCUGACACAAAUUUUCCCUUCAGAAUGCGUCGAAGACAGUUUCCAGUUACAUUGGCUUUCACGAUGACCAUCAACAAAAGUCAAGGUCAAACACUGGAAAGUGUUGGGUUGUUUCUGCCUAGGCCAGUGUUCUCUCAUGGUCAGCUCUACGUUGCACUUUCAAGAGUUAAGUCGAAAUUUAUGGGUAGUGUUGAGUUAGGAGACCGAUUGUAUUCAGGAGCAUCCAGUUUUCCGACUAUUUCGAUGACGGUUUCUAAUUGA